Molecule: messenger RNA, 2988 nt
Organism: Daktulosphaira vitifoliae (grape phylloxera)
Lineage: Eukaryota; Metazoa; Arthropoda; Insecta; Hemiptera; Phylloxeridae
Gene: tws
Product: protein phosphatase PP2A 55 kDa regulatory subunit
Exons: 12
Coding region: 434-1948 (504 amino acids)
Biological process (GO): peptidyl-serine dephosphorylation
Cellular component (GO): cytosol; protein phosphatase type 2A complex
Molecular function (GO): protein phosphatase regulator activity; protein binding
Source: RefSeq, a predicted model, not a curated record
ACAGACAGCACUUGUCCUCAGUCGUUUGCCGCACACCGAAUCUACUCAUUAUAUUAUCGAUAACUCUUGCGAGCCCCGGAAAAAUUAUUUAUUAAAAAAAACUUUCUAUUGUCCCGAUCCUGACUGUUUUUUGUGGGCGUACGUGAUCCUUUGAAACAUACGCACUCGUUAGACUUAUUCAAAAUACCGUAACCACCUCUAGUUUUCACAUAUCGAUUGUUUUAUAAACGUAAAACUCAUUAAGUAUUUUUAAUUGUCGUUAAUAUCGUCUAGUUCGCGUGAAUUUGUGAUUAUUGUGUUGUGUAUUUGUGUGUUAUUAACAAUCACCCGAAUAUUUAUAAAAUAUGCGACUGCCGACUACCAUACAACACUGGAUAACGUUCUCCUUAAGAGUUUUUCACGUUAAGAUGUUAACAAUCAUGUGACCAAUACAAUGCGACACACUGAAGUAGUGGGCUUGUGGCGUCCAUCGGAUACGCCACCAUCAAAGACACGCAUGUCUCGGACCACCGAACAGAGUUCAUCACAUACGUCACAAGCUCACAAGUUUGUUAUUAAGUCAACGGCAAUGAUCCGACAAUCUAGUCUUACCAGGUUCAUCGUUAAUAAAAAAAACAACAUAGGAAACGGUGAGAUACAAUGGUGUUUCUCACAAGUUAAAGGCACGUUGGAAGACGAUGUUACCGAAGCUGAUUUAAUAUCCUGUGUGGAAUUCAACCAUGAUGGUGAAUUAUUAGCAACAGGUGACAAAGGUGGAAGAGUUGUCAUUUUUCAACGAGAUCCAAUUAGUAAAACAUGUAUUCCUAGAAGAGGGGAUUACAAUGUUUAUAGUACGUUCCAAAGUCAUGAACCUGAAUUUGAUUAUCUUAAAAGCUUAGAAAUAGAAGAAAAAAUUAAUAAAAUUAGGUGGCUCAGGCGUAAAAAUCAAGCUCAUUUUUUACUAUCUACUAAUGACAAAACAAUAAAACUAUGGAAAGUGUCAGAAAAAGACAAAAAAAUUGAAGGUUAUAAUACUAAAGAAGAUACUGGCAUUAUGCGAGAUCCUAUGAAUAUAACAUCGUUGAGGGUACCAGUAUUAAAAACAAUGGAACUCAUGGUAGAAGCUUCUCCUAGAAGAGUUUUCGCUAAUGCUCAUACUUAUCAUAUUAAUUCUAUUAGUGUUAACUCUGAUCAAGAAACAUACCUAUCAGCUGAUGAUCUACGAAUAAAUUUGUGGAAUUUAGAAAUUACUGAUCAAAGUUUCAAUAUUGUUGAUAUCAAACCGACUAACAUGGAAGAACUUACUGAAGUUAUAACUGCAGCUGAAUUUCAUCCUCUUGAAUGCAAUUUAUUUGUGUAUAGUAGUAGCAAAGGUACUAUUCGACUCUGUGAUAUGCGAUCUUCAGCAUUAUGUGAUAAACAUGCCAAAUUAUUUGAAGAACAAGAAGAUCCUACAACAAGAAGUUUUUUCUCUGAAAUUAUAUCAAGUAUAUCAGAUGUUAAGAUAUCAAAUUCUGGUCGUUAUAUGAUGUCUAGAGAUUAUAUGACUGUUAAAGUUUGGGAUUUACAUAUGGAAACCAAACCAAUUGAGACAUAUCCAGUACAUGAAUAUUUGAGGCCAAAACUUUGUUCGUUAUAUGAAAACGAUUGUAUUUUUGAUAAGUUUGAGUGUUGUUGGUCAGGAAGUGAUCAAUACAUAAUGACUGGUGCCUAUAAUAACUUUUUUAGAAUGUUUGAUCGAGUUGGUAAACGUGAUGUUACUUUGGAAGCUUCUAAAGAAAUUGCUAAACCCAAAACAAUACUAAAACCUCGAAAGGUUUGUAUUGGAAAUAAACGGAAGAAAGAUGAAAUCAGUGUAGAUUGUCUUGACUUCAACAAAAAAAUUUUACAUACUGCUUGGCAUCCAAAUGAAAACAUUGUUGCUGUUGCAGCCACCAAUAAUUUAUAUUUAUUCCAGGAAAAGUUGUAGCCUUCACUUUGACUACCGCUCUCAUCAUCUUUAAAUGUUUUGACGAGAUGGGAUACCGAUAGCGGAAUAACAAAAUGUAUAAGGAAAUACACUCAACGUUGAGCCAUAUUGGCAAUUGAUGAAAAUGAGAUCUCUUUAUCUUAUUUUCCUCUCACAAUUUAACUGUACAAAGAAAAAAUCAUGGAAUGAAAAAAAAUUUUCUCAAAUUUUUUUUUUUCAAAUUUUAAUAUUUGGCUCGGUUAAAAUUAUUUUAAUUAAAUUUGUUUCCUAAAAAUAAAUUAUAUCAAUUUCUACUUGUACCCAGUUCUUAUGAAAAUUAAUUGCAUUCAUUUUUUUAUUAUAUAUAUUUAUUUAUUUACUGAAUAGAUUAUGUUAACUCAAUUUUUUUUUAGAAGAAGUUCUUAUACUAAAAAAUGAGUAAAUUUUAUAGAAAUAAAUUCUAUCAAAAACAUUAAGUUAAUAUAGUUACGAGCCUAGAUUAUUAAAUUAAAAUAUCAAAAUGAAAAUUGUAUCAGUGAUACCAUGCUAUCAUUUAUAUAUUUAUUUAUUUUUGUGUAAAUACCAUUGUUUUUAUGAUAAAAGUUAAAUGUAAGAUUAAAUUAACAUGAAAAUGAAAAGCAUUCUGAAAUUUGUAACUUAUAGGAAUAGUUUCCUCUCUUUGUUAUAAUAUUUCUAUUGCAUUUCAGUCAUAAACUCCAUUUUGGACAAAUAAAAAUUUGUUAAAAAUCAAAUUAAAUUUAAUACACAUAAAAAUAGUUACAAUAUUUGUAUGAUAACUCUAUGAUAAAAAAGAAGCCUCGCAUCUAUUUUUGUGAUGAGUAAAGAUGGCUAUUGUUAAUAUCUCUUAAUUUUUUUACUAUGCUAAAAUUAUUUUUAUGCCCGUGAAUUUUAUUUUCUGUACUUAUUAAUUGAUGAUAAUAAUAAUUAUAAUAAGUAUUAAUUGACUUAAAUUAGAUUAUUAUAUUAUUCAAGUGCCAGUGUAUGAUAAUUAUUGGGUAUUUUUUUUAUAUAUAAAUAAUACAAUUAAGUUACCACCUUCA